This is a messenger RNA of Zingiber officinale, 1295 nucleotides long. RefSeq names its product glycerophosphodiester phosphodiesterase GDPD1, chloroplastic-like. The record is from RefSeq and is a predicted model, not a curated record. Gene Ontology annotation, molecular function: phosphoric diester hydrolase activity. The transcript has 8 exons. Gene Ontology annotation, biological process: glycerophospholipid catabolic process. Bases 79 to 1179 code for a protein of 366 amino acids. NCBI's taxonomy places the organism in Eukaryota, Viridiplantae, Streptophyta, Magnoliopsida, Zingiberales, Zingiberaceae.
UCCCCCAAUUUCAUCUAGACGUCAAAUCCGUGAUCCCCAAUCCCCAAUCCCCAAUCCCCAGUCCUCCUCCGGGUUGCCAUGGCGCUCAAGGCGGCGCACGUCUCUGACGUCCCGACAAUCGAUCAGAUCCCGGACGUCCCCGCCGUCGCCCUCUCAACGGUCUCCGCCCUCCGCAAAGGGACGCAGUGGAAGCGCAAGUCAGAGAGGCUGGUGGUGGUCGGCCACCGAGGGAAGGGGAUGAACGCGCUCGCAUCGACGGAUCCGCGGCUUCAGGAGGUGAAGGAGAACUCGCUCCGCUCCUUCAAUGAUGCCGCCCGCUUCCCCGUUGAUUUCGUCGAAUUUGAUGUCCAGGUCACCAAGGAUGAUUGCCCUGUCAUCUUCCACGACGAUCUUAUCCUCACCGAGGAAGAUGGAAAACUUUCCGAGAAGCAUGUAACAAGUCUCACCUUAGAUGAAUUUCUUUCUUAUGGACCCCCAAAAGAUCCUUUAAAGAAGGGCAAGCCAUUGCUCAGGAAGACCAAAGAUGGGAGAAUCCUUAACUGGAAGGUCCUAGCUGAUGCUCCAUUUUGCACGCUUCAAGAAGCCUUCCAAGGUGUUGAUCCUCAAGUCGGCUUCAAUGUCGAGCUAAAAUUCAAUGAUAACGUGGACUACAAAGACGAGGAGCUGAUCCAUGCUCUUGAAACAAUCUUGAAAGUUGUGAACGAUUAUGCGAAUGAGAGGCCAAUUAUCUUUUCAAGCUUUCAACCCGACGCAGCCAAGCUGAUCAGGAAACUCCAAAAUGACUACCCUGUGUUCUUCCUCAGCAAUGGUGGGACGGAGAUCUACAGAGAUCCGAGAAGAAAUUCUUUGGACGAGGCGAUCAAACUAUGCCUGGAAAACGGCUUGCAAGCAAUCGUGUCCGAAGUCAAAGCGAUCUUUAGGAAUCCAUCUGCUGUGGCCAAAAUCAAAGAAGCCAAUCUUGUGCUCUUCACAUAUGGGCAACUCAACAAUGUUCCUGAGGCAGUUUACAUGCAACACAUCAUGGGGGUUAGCGGCGUUAUUGUUGACCUGGUGCAGGAGAUCACGGAAGCUGUUUCAGCUUUCAGCAGGCCGGAUGUUGAGGGCGCCUCAAGGCCUAAAUUUUCUCAGGCUGAGCUUUCGUUUUUGUUGAGGCUGAUACCUGAGCUGGUACAGCAUUAGUACCUUUUAGCGAUUAGUGUACGAUAGUGGGUAUUCUAUUCCGACUGUGUUUUCUCUCUCCCCGUACUUAUAAUAUUUUAUUCAAUUAGAAUGGAGGUCUAUAUAUUUAUUUUUCA